GUAUAGCCCAUCUUUCACUCUCUACCCCACCACUACUGCCACUUGGAGGGACCAGGUGUUUUCCACCUACUUUGCCUCUCUUUGAAUAUCUUUCCUCCAGCUAAAAGGUCUUGGCUGUGACCCACAGCUCCAGUCAUGGCACCUAAGAAGAAGAGCGCUAAAAAGAACAAAGGGGAUAUAAAUGAAAUGACCAUUAUAGUGGAAGAUGGCCCGAUGAACAAACUAAAUGGGCUGAACACUCUUUUAGAAGGGGGAAAUGGCUUUAGCUGCAUCUCCACUGAAGUUACUGACGAUUUGUAUGGGACAAACCUCAUGGAAGGCCUGAGCAAGACGAGGCAGGAAGGCUUUUUGUGCGACUUGACCAUGGCCACCAAGACAAAGUCUUUCAGCGUUCACAAAGUGGUGAUGGCCUCCUGCAGUGAAUACGUUAAAAAUGUCCUCAAAAAGGAUCCAUCCAUCCAAAGACUGGAUCUCAACGAUGUAUCGCCUACUGGCCUGGCCUCAGCCAUCACAUAUGCCUACUCAGGGAAGCUCACCUUGUCGCUGUACACCAUUGGUAGCACCAUCGCCACUGCCAUUUUCCUGCAGAUCCAGAGCCUUGUUAAGAUGUGCUGUGAUUUCUUGAUGCAGGAGGUCAGUGUGGAGAACUGCAUGUACGUGGCCAACAUCGCAGACACGUACGGACUCAAAAGCACCAAAGAGGCUGCGCAGAAAUUCAUAAGGGACAAUUUCAUUGAGUUUUCAGAAACAGAACAGUUCCUGAAACUCACAUAUGAGCAGAUCAGCGAUUUCCUCAUGGACGACGCCCUGCAGCUGCCCUCUGAAAUCAUGGCAUUCCAAAUCGCGAUGAAGUGGCUAGAUUUCGACCAAAAGCGGGCAAAGUACGCAGCUGACCUUCUGAAUAACAUCCGUUUCGGUACCAUCUCUGCCCAGGACCUCGUGAACUACGUCCAGACCGUGCCGCGGAUGAUGCAGGACACCGAGUGCCGCAAGCUGCUCGUCGAUGCCAUGAAUUAUCACCUGCUCCCGUACCAGCAGAACCUGCUGCAGUCCAGGAGGACCAAGGUGCGCGGUGGCUUCCGGGUCUUGGUCACCGUGGGCGGACGCCCAGCCUUGACGGAAAAGUCCCUCAGCAAAGACAUUCUCUACAGGGAUCCCGACAACAUCUGGAGGAGGCUGACGGAAAUGCCGGCGAAGAGCUUCAAUCAAAGUGUAGCCGUCCUGGAUGGAUUCCUUUACGUAGCUGGCGGUGAAGACCAGAAUGAUGCCAGGAACCAGGCCAAGCAUGCUGUCAGUAACUUUUGCAGAUACGAUCCUCGUUUCAACACUUGGGUCCAUCUGGCUGACAUGACCCAGAAGCGAACCCACUUCAGCCUCAGCGUCUUCAACGGUCUCCUCUUUGCUGUGGGAGGACGCAGCUCGGAGGGCUGCCAGGCUUCAACUGAAUGCUACGUGCCGUCAUCCAACCAGUGGCAGAUGAAGGCCGCCAUGGAGGUGCCAAGAUGCUGUCAUGCCAGCACAGUCGUAGAUGGCAAGAUUUUGGUCACUGGAGGCUACAUCAACAAUGCCUAUUCCCGCGCGGUGUGUGCCUAUGACCCCUCAAGCGAUAGUUGGCAGGAUAAGGCGAGCCUGAGCACUCCCAGGGGCUGGCACUGCGCUGUGUCCCUUGGCGACCGCGCGUACGUCUUCGGUGGCAGCCAGCUCGGGGGCCGUGGGGAGAGAGUCGACGUCUUGACGGUUGAAUGCUACAACCCCCACAGCGGGCAGUGGAGCUACUCGGCCCCGUUACACACGGGGGUCAGCACGGCCGGAGCCGCCACGCUAGAUAAUAAGAUCUACCUGCUCGGGGGCUGGAAUGAGAUUGAAAAGAAAUAUAAGAAGUGCAUCCAGGUUUAUAACCCUGAUCUCAACGAAUGGACUGAUGAAGACGAGCUGCCAGAGGCCACAGUUGGCAUCUCAUGCUGUGUUAUUACUGUACCCAGUCGCAAAACGCGAGAGUCCAGGGCAAGCUCUGUGUCAUCAGCUCCAGUCAGUAUAUAGAUGACCAUACCAUAGGGAUUUACAGUACACCAUACACAGAUCAACACAAGAAUAUCCCCUAUCCACACAAGAGAUUGCUUUAGGUGAUAACUUUAAAAUAGCCAAAUAAACAGGAUUGUUUACAUCUAUGAUAAAACAAUUUAUUAAAUAUAGUAAUUCAGAUGUAAUAAAGUAAUUUAUUGAUCACUUUAACUUCUGCGUUGCACAGUAUUCCUCAUAUUUUCAACAGAUUUACUUUUCUAAAACGUAAUUUUAUACCUUCAGUGGUAAAACAUCUGAGAUCUGGUACAUUAUGUGAAUAAAAUAGCUUCUGCAUAAGCUAAAAAAAAUAAAAAUAAUGUGAAAUUUAUUCAAAGAUGUGUCAACCAAAUAGAACUUUUAAAGUCAACUAAAUUAAAGUUAAAUUUAACGAAGAAAAGUACACACUUUAAUAUCUCACAUAAAACACAAAAACAAAAGUUUGUCUUAUCAAUUGUUUUUUUUCUACAGAUCAUAAGCUUACAUAAGCAAUGUGGAUUUUUUUUUCUUUUCAGGAUUCAGAUACAUUUAUCAUGUGUAAAGCUGUGAAAAAAUAUCUAAAAAAAGAGAAAAAUAUUUGGAAAGAGGGAACAUGAAAGUACCUAGAAACAUUUGUACAGUACGUCCUAGCCUUUGUAACAUUAAUGUAGUGAUUAGACUAUGUGUGUAAUAAAGAUGAAAAAUACAUUCUAACAAAGAAUAGACAAUAUUUCACAAAAAAAAAAAACUUAACAUGUAGGAAGGACAUAGAAAGCAAGCUCUUUUUCCCACUGGGGCCAAUAACACAUUUGAGUUUUUAUCUGUCCUGUUUCCUUACUGCUUUCCCUAGAGUUUAACUCACAGCAGUGGUGUGGCUGUAACUACUUUCACAGCACGUUAUUUUGGUUGGAAAAGGGAGAAAACUAGCUGCUGCCCGGUCUGGUGUAAUGGUACUUCACUGGGGCUGACACCAGUGUGUGCUUUCUGUGACCUCACACAGCCACACAGCACCCGCCCUCCUCUUCAGGUGCUAAAGAGACGCAAACAGCCCCGUUUCCCAGACCAGGCAAGUGACGCUGCCAGUGCUGGAUGCAGGGGAUUUGUAUACAUGAACUAGAUGUUUCAGCCCUGCUUUGUAAAGUAAGGAAGCUGCAUACUAACAGUGCCCUGUGGCGGACUGGCGUCCUGUCCAGGGCGUACCCCAUCUUGCGCCUGUUGCUUGCUGGGAUAGGCUCCAGCUCCCCCCACUACCUUGAAUUGGAUGUAGAGGUUAGAAAAUGGAAGGAUGGAUAUAAUAACACCCUGAAAUUAGAAAGCUCAAAAUGAAAUAAUGUCCUAUGCACAUGCAGAUACAUAUCCCAGCAGCAUGUCUGUCAUAUGACACAGCUGUCAUUCAGUUUAAGACUUUAAAAAACUGGAAUCCUUAAUCUAAACCAGGGGAAAGGCUUUCCUGGGUACUAAAAUGUUUUAAAAAUGAUCAAGUUCUCUGGAAGUUUACCUACCAGGAGUAGGUUUACAGUAAUAAAACAGUUGACGUAGAUAUUGCUGCUAGUCUUAUGUAGCACACUGUAAUAUACUGACUGAGUAAACCAGGAUGAGAAAGAAAGAUAAACUGGAACUGCAGGGAGGCGAAUGGGACUGUGAAGGAGCCGAGAGAGGUGUGAAUGUGUUUGUUAGAACACGUGGAGCACGUUUUCAGCCUGGGCUGCUGCAGGGAAGAGCACACGGCUUACCCCCGCCAUUUCACGCGCUCUCCGGCAGCUCAUGUCGUUAAGUGUCUUUUCUUUCAAAUUAACGAAGCGAAACGGAUGCAGAUCUUACUGAUGCAGGGUGAGGUGAAAGAGAACUGGAACGCUUUGUUUCCAGAGGGUGUAUGUAAAAGAUUGGCUCCCAUGUUGGGUAUUUGACUGAGUUGGUAUAUCUCACCUCCUGUAUUGCAGUCAUGUUAAGAGCAUUGCAUCUUCAUUAAAAAUCUCCAUGAAAACAA
Molecule: messenger RNA, 4024 nt
Organism: Lepisosteus oculatus (spotted gar)
Lineage: Eukaryota; Metazoa; Chordata; Actinopteri; Semionotiformes; Lepisosteidae
Gene: klhl31
Product: kelch-like family member 31
Biological process (GO): negative regulation of protein phosphorylation
Cellular component (GO): cytoplasm; nucleus
Molecular function (GO): protein binding
Source: RefSeq, a predicted model, not a curated record